AUGAAAGUAACCCAGCUUGCUGCGAUGUUAGCCGCAGCCCUCAACUUAGCAAAUGCCGAGGAGUUUUUGAUACGGCUGAAAGCACCCAAGACAUUAAGCAGGCUUGUCGAAGCUCGGAUCAACGAUGACGUCUUGAAUGCCUUUUCCGAAGGCAAGAUUCUCAGAACUUUCUCGUUCGGAAAAUUCGAAGGGUUCACGGUAGAUUUCCCAAUCAACUCCAUUGCGAAACUCAGAACUAACCCGCUGGUAGCGGAAAUUGUUCCUAACGUCGAAUUCAAUGCUUUUGAUAGCGCGCUUCGGGCAUAUGAUGGUGAGGAGCGCAAUCUGCCAGCCAGGGACGGACGAGAACAAAAUGCUCGCGAUGGCAGCAACGACGAUGAUGACGAUAAUAAUGAUGAAGAUGAUGAUAGCGGCGAUGACGAUGAUGAUGAAACUGACGAUGAUGAAGGAGACUUCCUCGAUGUUGGUAUUCAGAAAAAUGCGCCCAGACACUUGGCCCGGGUCUCUCGAAGGUCUGCUUUGCCAUAUGAUCCAACCGAGGUCGCUUCUGUGAGCUCCAAUUUUAGCUACUACUUUGACCCCGAUUUCUUGGGCACCUGUGUUAAUGCCUAUGUUAUUGAUACCGGCAUUACCAAAGAACACAAAGAAUUUGAGGGACGUGCAAAAUUCGGUGCAGACCUCGUAGGAGAAGGGCCUGGUGACAUGAACGGACACGGAACACAUGUCGCUGGGCUCCUUGGCUCCCGAACCUACGGCAUUGCUAAGGAUGUCACCUUGAUUGAGGUUAAAGCUCUCAAUGGCAGGGGCCAAGGCAAUUUAACAUCAGUCAUUAGUGCCAUCGAGUUCACCGUCAACCACUGCCGGCAGAGUGGGCGUAGUUGUGUGGCCAAUUUGAGUUUGGGCUCAUUUAGGAACUCAGUGUUGAAUCAAGCGGUUGAAGCUGCUCUUGAGGCAGGUGUGGUGGUUGUGGUGGCAGCCGGGAACUCAAACGCAAAUGCUUGCUGGAGUAGCCCAGCUUCAUCUUUGUCUGCACUUACGGUUGGUGCUUUUGACGACCGCACUGACACCGUUGCCAGGUUUUCAAACUGGGGCAAUUGUGUUGAUAUUUUUGCGCCUGGUGUGAGAGUCAAUUCCCUGUCGAACAAACCACCCUAUAAACCAGUCGCAUACUCUGGCACUUCUAUGGCAUCACCAAUUGUUUCUGGCAUGGUGGCUACGUUGUUGGAUAGUGGCGUGCAUCCCUAUGACAUUAAAGCCGCCCUUGUCGAGCUUUCUACUGAGUCGAUUUUCCACAAAAGAAGCUUAAUAUUCAAGCCUGGAACACCGAACAGAAUUCUCUUCACCGGGGUUGACAAACAGGAUGAUAUUUUUGACGAUGCAAUUUACCCCGGCGUUGAUAUUGACGAAUUAGUGAGAGACUUGGAAGGUUACAAUAAGGACGGGCAUGUUGCCGAAGAUGAUGCAACUUUGCCCCUGGGUGACAUAAGAAUACGUAAGCGGUCAAGGGCGACGACAUUAAGACCAUAUAUAAAGCCCAUCUACCCAACUACCGUUGUGUAA
Molecule: messenger RNA, 1560 nt
Organism: Lachancea dasiensis
Lineage: Eukaryota; Fungi; Ascomycota; Saccharomycetes; Saccharomycetales; Saccharomycetaceae
Source: the annotation of a GenBank genome assembly